GGAAGAGGAGGAGGAGGAGGAGGCGGCAGGGGCACAACUUGCUCGGAGGAGCCCCCCUUGGCUUCCCCUUGCCCGCCUGGGCAGCCCCUCGCCCUCCCCCCGGGCCCCGAUGGAAAGAGCCCCCCCGAUGGACAUUGAGGAGCUCAAGAUGACACGAGAACAGUAUAUACUGGCAACACAGCAAAACAAUCUGCCAAGAACAGAAAACCCUCAGUUUUAUCCUGUAGGAAUUUAUGGUUGGAGAAAGCGGUGUUUAUACUUCUUUGUCCUCUUACUCUUGGUGACCAUGAUAGUUAACUUAGCCAUGACGAUAUGGAUUCUGAAAGUAAUGAAUUUCACAGUGGAUGGAAUGGGGAAUCUGAGAGUCACCAAAAAAGGAAUUCGGCUUGAAGGUAUAUCUGAAUUUCUACUUCCAUUGUAUGUGAAAGAAAUCCACUCCCGAAAGGAUAGCCCACUGGUCUUACAGUCUGACAGGAAUGUUACAGUGAAUGCAAGAAAUCAUAUGGGACAGUUAACUGGACAACUCACUGUAGGUGCUGAUUCUGUAGAAGCUCAGUGUAAAAGAUUUGAAGUAAGUUCAAGUGAAGAUGGGCGGGUCCUCUUCUCAGCUGAUGAAGAAGAGAUUGUUAUUGGAGCAGAUCGACUUAAAGUCACAGGCACUGAAGGGGCUGUAUUUGAGCACUCUGUGGAGACCCCCCACAUCAGAGCAGAACCUUCACAAGACCUCAGGCUUGAAUCGCCAACUAGAUCUUUGAUAAUGGAAGCUCCAAAAGGAAUACAAGUGAGUGCAGCUGCAGGGGAUUUAAAAGCCACCUGUAGGAAAGAGCUUCACUUGCAAUCCACAGAAGGGGAGAUAUUUUUAAAUGCAGACUCGAUCCGAUUAGGGAAUCUACCCAUGGGUUCGUUUUCAUCUUCUUCCUCCUCAUCGAGCUCAUCGGCUACUCGACAAACUAUCUAUGAGCUUUGUGUUUGUCCCAAUGGUAAACUUUACCUUUCACCAGCGGGAGCAGGCUCCACAUGUCAGUCCAGUAGCAACAUCUGUUUGUGGAGCUGAAAGAACGCCUGAUCUCUCCUCACACCAGAAUAGCCUUUUUGUUACUGUCCCUCUGCUUCACAGUUGUGCUCGGUUUCCCUCGUGCAGUUAUGAAGCUCCAAACAGGCCACAGAACAACUUCUUCCAGUAUAAGCAAGGAAUAAAAUGCAACCUUUUUGUCUGGCUUAUGGACGUUCAAGAUGGAUGAUGGAAGGUAGAAUGAAAUGGUCGUCUUCUUCAGGAAACCUGGAUCUUAGUACCACCUUUUGCCCAAAAGGGAGAAUAACACAGGUGCCUUUGCUAUAUAUGAAGUGAAGCACAUUGUUUUAGAUUUUUGCAGGAACUGUAAAUGAGAAACUGCACAUAUAUACAUAAAUAUAGAUAUAUAGAUAUAGAUAUAAUAACUGUAUAAAAUUGCCCAGAGUCUAAAGAUGAGAUGAAUUGGUAUGAUAAAUAACUCUACUGUCUGAAAGCACAAUUUUCAUAUGGCCACCAUUUUUAGAUGUAAGCUUUUAUCCUUGAUUUUUUUUAAAAAAAGUUGAAGCAUUGUAUAAUGCUUGCUUUUACUCAACUAUUAAAAUUUAAUUCACAUUCUGAACAGCAAGAGACAGAAUCGCUCCUUUAAGAAGAAGAUGAUGGCAAAGUGCAUUGUUACUGUUUGUCUCCUGCACCUAAUGUUUUUU
Sceloporus undulatus (fence lizard) is the source of this 1716-nucleotide messenger RNA. It is a transcript of the gene SGCZ, whose product is annotated as sarcoglycan zeta. Gene Ontology annotation, biological process: cardiac muscle tissue development; heart contraction. Lineage: Eukaryota; Metazoa; Chordata; Lepidosauria; Squamata; Phrynosomatidae. Bases 110 to 1054 code for a protein of 314 amino acids. Gene Ontology annotation, cellular component: sarcolemma; sarcoglycan complex. The record is from RefSeq and is a predicted model, not a curated record. The transcript is spliced from 8 exons.